Molecule: messenger RNA, 1083 nt
Organism: Auxenochlorella protothecoides
Lineage: Eukaryota; Viridiplantae; Chlorophyta; Trebouxiophyceae; Chlorellales; Chlorellaceae
Product: Epoxide hydrolase 4
Exons: 4
Coding region: 1-1083 (360 amino acids)
Source: RefSeq, a predicted model, not a curated record
AUGCCGCACGUACUCUCCAAGGACGGCACAAGCAUAUUUUUCAAUGUCUACGGACACGAUAGGAAUGCGCACGGGUCUCCCACACCUCGAGCCCUGCUCAUCAUGGGUUUUGCAGCGUCCCACAUAACGUGGGCCCCCCAGCUGGCCGGCCUGCUGAGCGAGGGGUGCCUGGUGUGCCUGGACAACCGGGGGGUGGGCGCCAGCGAUGCGCCGCAGCACCCCUCCGCCUACUCCACGACCCUCAUGGCCGAAGACUGCAUGGCGGUGCUGGAAGCGCUAGGCUGGGACAGCGUGCACGUCGUGGGCCACAGCAUGGGGGCCAUGGUCGCCGCCAAGCUGGCAGCGGCCUGGCCCCAUGCUACAGCCUCCCUCACGCUCAUCUCUGGGACGGGGGGCGGCUGGCAGGCCAUUCCCUUAUCCUUCCGCUCCCUCUGGCUGGGCCUGCAGCUGUGGAUGGCGAGCAGCGUGGCAAAGCGCGCAGCCCUGGACGUGAAGUUCCACUACUCCCCCCGGACCCUGAAGCAGAAGGACGCGCGGGCUGACGUCUCGAGGCAUGAGCUGCUGCUGGAGGAGUAUCUGGCUGCAGCAUCCCAGGGUGACGGAUCCCAGCCAGCCCACGGAAUGACGGGCCAGCUGCAGGCCGUCUGGAGGCACAGCCUCAGCAAGAAGGAGUGUCGGGCCAUCCGCGGCGCGGGCAUGCCCUGCCUGGUCAUCCACGGCAGGGACGACAUCGUGGCCGCCCCCCGGCACGGCGCCAAGCUGGCGCGGCGGCUGCGCGCCCCUUUCCUGCUCCUUGACGGCGCCCACUUUGUUUUUCGGGAGCAGGCCACCGUGGUCAAUGGCGUGCUCCAGAACCUGCUGCAGGGCGCCUCCUUUGUGCAGGCGGCGGCAGCGAGCGCGCCGGGGUCGCAGACGCACGUGCCCACCGCGGCGCUGGUGGCGGAGCUGGAGGCGUGGCGGGUCCAGCAGGGCAGGGGGCCCAAAGAGCGACAUGCCGGCGUCAGCUCCGUUGCGUCCUCCGCCGACAGCCUGCUCCACCCCCGCCAUGUGAGUUCUGCGCAGGCCUGCGUCGCCUUGCUGUGA